Molecule: messenger RNA, 1704 nt
Organism: Caenorhabditis bovis
Lineage: Eukaryota; Metazoa; Nematoda; Chromadorea; Rhabditida; Rhabditidae
Source: the annotation of a GenBank genome assembly
AUGGCUGACACGGCAAUAGAAAUCCCAAAAGCUAGCUGGGUUCGUCUCGAGAUUGAGCCUGUCCAAGUGAAUGUUGAUAGCGAUACGACCGUCAACUUUGCCACGAUUCAAUCGAUUGUUCCAGGAGCUCACGGACUUUACUAUCGAGAUGACGGAGAACGUAAAGCUCUCUUAUUCGACAACAACACUGGAAAGGUUUUUCCACCCCCAAAUGGAUGGGACUCGGUUCCAGUUUUCAUUCAUUUAGCCCACGGAUCAAGAAACAAGGCGCACUUUGCUGAUUACAGCAAGGCGAAUGAGGCUUUUGAGAAGAACAUCACAGCUGUUCAGAGACUAUUUGCUGCCGCUGGGCUUGGGAAUGCGAGCAGGGUGUACAAUACGAACAAGACGAGAGCCCGUAGUUCAUCGAAAAGAAACCACCCAAAAAGUGGAUUCGAAGCGCAGCCAGAAAAUGCGAUUAUUGGAGAAGAAAGCGAGGAAGCGGUUGAUAAGAUUGACCCACUUGUAGAAAAGUUGAAGCUUAAGAAUGCCGAAUUGAAGUCAAGAAUUAAGGAGUAUAAGAAUGAGCUUCACGCUGCAAAUCAGAAAAUUAAGAAGCUUGAAAAUGAAGGCGAGGACAAAUCCUCUCACGAUUACAGCGAAAAGGACGAAGAAAUCAACAACCUUCACACCGUAAUUGAGGAGCUUCGCAACAAACUUUCCCAAGCUGAGAGUAUCAAGAAAAAUGUGGAGUCAGAGCUUGGGGAAAAUCAAGAACGAUUGAAGAACGCUAAGGACAAGGUUGCCUAUCUUGAGGGUCAACUCAUCAUUAGCGGUGAGCAGAAGCGCGAAAGACAGAUCUCUGAGUCUCAAGACGAAACCAAAAGUGCAACUAUUCGUUCUCUUGAGGUUAAGCUUCAACUCGCUAACAAUAGCAUCAGACAAUUGGAGAGUGAGAAGCAGCAGUUGCAAGAAUCCAAUUGGUAUGCUAACGAGCGUAUUGGUAAACUUGAGCAAGAAAAUGGAUACUUGAAGGGAAUCACCGAGCAGCUCAAGGCAAGAGCCGACAACGCAGCAUGUGACAAAUUGCUUAAGGAAAGCGAGAAGCGUGUUUGGGAAAUUAACGACGAGAAAAGCAAAUUGGAGUGGAGAAUCGGAGAGCUCACUCAAUGGUGGAAUGACGCCAAGUGGAAGGUUGGAGAACUUGAGUCUUCUAUCGCUCAACAGAGAUAUUUGCUGGACACGGCAAAUGUCAAAAUUCAAAAUCUAACUGAUCAAAACCAUUCAACCCCACAACCAUCUUUGACCUGCCCGACAGAAGGAUUCACUCUUUGCCAAGGACAACAAGGAGCUUGGCAGCUUGCGAACGGUCCUGCUCCACAUAUCUUCGGAGCGGGAGCUAUCUCAACAAUCCCGAUGGUUCCAUCCUUUGUGCCAUAUGGAGCUCCUACAGUCGCAAUGCCAGGACAUAGUGAUACGAGAACUGUAACACUUACCAUCCCAAAUGUCGAAGGAGAAGCAUUCUUAACAGGAUCUUUUAUGAACUGGAAAUGCGCUCUUAAAUGCGACAUUCUCAAGAACAACAAGAAAGGAGUCGUUGUGAACCUUCCGCGUGGAAGACAUGAGUUCAGAUUCAUGACAAAUGGUCAAUGGGUGACGUCGAGUGAGUACCAAUUGGUUCCAAAUGGCUUGGGCGGGGACAACAAUGUGGUAUUUGUCGAAUAA